AUGGCCUUUGCAAAUUCCCUGGAAGAGAUCCAAGAAGAGGUCAGCUGUCCCCUCUGCCUGGAUUUCCUGAGAGAGCCGGUGACUAUUGACUGUGGGCACAACUUCUGUGGCCCCUGCAUCCGCCAGCGAUGGCAAUAUCUGGAGGACAUCUUCCCCUGUCCAGUCUGCCUUUACCACUGCGCUGAUGGGAACGUCAAGGUUAAUGCACCGCUGUGUCACAUCAGUGAUGUUGUCAGGCAACAUUUUACCAGGAGGCAGACGAAGAAAGAACAGGAAGAAAAGCUCCUGUGUGAGAGGCACAAUGUGGCGGUGGACUUGUUCUGUGAGGAGGACCUGGAGCUGCUGUGUCCUCAGUGCAGGGACUCCCCUGACCACCAGUAUCACCGCCUGGUCCCCUUGGAGAGAGCUGAAGUGAGUCAAAGAAAGAAGCUCAAAAGGCGCAUGAACAUUUUGAAGAGGCAGAUUGAAAUCGCUGAAAUGGAUGAAAGUAAUCAGGUCUCUAUUUUUCUUCAAGAGUGUCAGAAUAUGGAAAAGUGGGGAGGAGAAAUGCAUCUUGAACUGGAAGAAUUCGAUUUUUUCUUGAGAAAGGAGCAAGUUGAAGCUAAUGCCAGAUUGUUUAAGAGCGAAGAAGAUGUGCGGCAUAAACUCACCACAAGCAAAAAUCAUCUCUCAAGCCAUAUAGAUACACUUAAAAGUCUCUUAGCUGAAAUAGUAGAGAAGCAGUUCCUGACUGACCAGCAUUUACUAGCUAGCAUUAAAAGCAUCUAUACUAGGUGUGCAAAGAUCCCAUCCCCAACAGUAACUCCAUGUGAACUCAGGAAAGAGAGUUGCACUCUCCCCCCACAUUAUUUUAGCCUUCACAGAAUGAUCGGUGCAUUCGAGGAAGCUUUGAUGCUGGAUCUUGAAACAGCCCAUCCAGAUCUGCUUAUCUCUGAAGAUAGAAAAACUGUGACUUAUAAAGCAAAUCUACAAGACUUUCUUGACAAUCCCCACACAUUUACUCCAUUCCCAGCUGUGCUCAGCUGCGAGGGCUUUGAUGAAGGCAGGCAUUUUUGGCAGGUUGAAGUCAGAGGCACCGGUGAGUGGUUCUUAGGAGUGUGUAAAGAAUCUUUCUGCAAAAACACUCUGACUGCACCAGCCCCUCACAAUGGCUGUUGGUCGUUUGAGCAGUCCAGGAGGACCUCUUGUAUCAGCGACAAAGAACUAGUUGUGAGAGUCGGUGUUUUUCUGGACUAUGAGUUGGGAGAGCUUUCCUUUUAUAAUAUGGAUAGCAGGAUGUUCUUGUAUAAAUUCACCGAGGCAUUCACAGAAAGACUGAUGCCCUAUUUUUCUAUUGGACCUUCUUCAAGAACACUUUCAAUCAGCAUUGCCACAGUGGAAUAA
Sorex araneus (European shrew) is the source of this 1383-nucleotide messenger RNA. Its product is annotated as tripartite motif-containing protein 75-like. The transcript has a single exon. Gene Ontology annotation, molecular function: protein binding; zinc ion binding. Lineage: Eukaryota; Metazoa; Chordata; Mammalia; Eulipotyphla; Soricidae. The record is from RefSeq and is a predicted model, not a curated record. Bases 1 to 1383 code for a protein of 460 amino acids.